AUGAUUUCGUUAGAAGAUCGAAAUUUGGAGGGGAAGUUGAAGGAGUAUGGAAUUGUGCCAAGCAAAGAGCACUAUUUGGGGGUUGUUAAUGUUCUGGGAUGUUCUGGUCAGUUGAGUGAAGCCAAGGAGUUCAUUGAGAGGAUGCCAAUUGAAGUUGGAGUUGAGUUUUGGCAGGCUCUUGGAAAUUUUGCAAGAGUUCAUGGAGACUUAGAACUUGAAGAUCGUGCUGAGGAAUUGUUAACUGUUCUUGAUCCUUCAAAAGCUGUUGCUGAUAAAGUGGCUGCACCUCAGAGAAAGAAGCAGUCUGCAAUUAACAUGCUGGAGGAGAAGAAUAGAGUGGCCGAAUAUCGGUGUAAUACAAAAUUGACAGGGUUAAGCAAUUACUAG
Vicia villosa (hairy vetch) is the source of this 387-nucleotide messenger RNA. Its product is annotated as pentatricopeptide repeat-containing protein At2g15690, mitochondrial-like. Gene Ontology annotation, molecular function: protein binding; RNA binding. The transcript has a single exon. Gene Ontology annotation, biological process: RNA modification. Bases 1 to 387 code for a protein of 128 amino acids. The record is from RefSeq and is a predicted model, not a curated record. NCBI's taxonomy places the organism in Eukaryota, Viridiplantae, Streptophyta, Magnoliopsida, Fabales, Fabaceae.